AGGGCGCUGGGAGGCGCCGCGGCGGCGACGGGCGUGCCGGGAGCGCAGGAGCAGCGAAGCGCCGGCGGGCGCGGCCCUCGCGGCCUCAACUAUGGGGUCCACGAGGGCGGCUGGCGGCCCAGGCCAUCCGCCCGACGGCGAGGUGAGGGACGCGCUGAGGGGGGUCAUGGGGCAGCUGCUGGAGGAGCAGGAGAAGCGACUGCUCAAGGCCAUCAAGGGCCUGCUCGACGCCUCUCUGGCGCAGUACGACCUCUCCUCCGCGGUGCCCCAGGACGCGCCCGAGUACGGGACGUUGCACUGCGGGCUGGGAGGCGUGGCGGCGGACAAGCCUGCGCCGGGCUGCCCGAUGGAGGCAGCGGCACUGCCCGAGAGCACCAUGUCGAAAAUGAACUCGGGCUCCGUGUUCCAGAUCCUGACGCGCCCGGUCGGCAUGGCGAGCCCGGCCUCGAGGGACAAGGCUGGCCCUGCUGCCAGGCGCGGCGGGGUCAGGUCGUUCGAGGACGCCCGGGCCAGGGAGCUGCUGCAGUCGGGCCUGUGGCAGAAGAAGACCCUACCGGACAUGACGGCCAGACUCAGCAGCGACUCGCCGCCCGUCUGCGCCUCGAAGUCGGAAGCCCGCGGCGACUGCUGCCCAGUUCCCGUACCGAGCGACCGCGGCGAGUCCAUGACCUGCCCAGAGCUCCCGUCGAUGCCGCUGGACGUCGACGAGGACCCGCCGGAGUCUCCCAGCCCGAAGGUCGGCCCGCAGCGCACGCAGGCGCCCGCGCGAGCGGGCGGCCCCGGCGGCCCCGACGGCGGGCACGCCGCGGAGCUGGAGGCACGCCGCGGACCCAGAGGCCCGCGGCCCGUGGGCGGGGAGUUCUCGGACCUCGUGGGCGCCGUGCCCGCGCCCUCCGGCGACGUGCCGGCGGGCAGCUGCGGCAGCGGAUCGCCGCGGCAGCUCGGCCCGGGCCUCUCCUGGAUGCCGCGGGGCCUGCAGCCGGCGCUGCCCCCGCUGCUGCAGCGGUACAGCAGCUCCAGCUGCACGGAGGGCGGGCAGGAGGAGGCGCCGUCCGAGAGCGGGCGCGCGGCCGACGACAGCGGCGCGAGGAGCCAGUCGACUGCCAGGAGCUUCCAGUACAGCCUGCCGCUGUCCGAGUGCAGCUACAGGGGCAUGAGGCUCGUCACCACCGAGGUCAACCCGACCCCCAGCAACAACCUCCUCUUCACGGGGCAGCGGGAGGGCGCCUCCAGCCCCCGCGCGGCCGUGCCCCUCGGCAGCGAGGGCCCGGCGGCGGGCGCGCACCUGGGCGCCGCCGCCGGUGCCGACGGCGCCCCGUCGGCGAGCGCCUGCGACGCGAGCGCGGGCGGGGCGGGGCGCGCCGACUGGGGCGAGCAGGAGCCCACCAGCUCCCUCGCCACCAUCGGCAAGCCCAGCCGGCCGCGGUGGUCGCUCCCUGACGGCGCCGCCGCGGCCGAGGAGGGCGCCCCCACGGUGCAGAAGCUGCGGCAGCGCCGCGAGGACGGGCUCCUCGGGGCGGUGGUCCACAAGCCGCCAGCGCUGGACCCGGCCAGCAGCUGCUAUUCCGCAGCGGACGAGUUGAGCUCCGAGCAGGGCGUGGGCGCGCCCUUGUGGCUGCGCCUCUGCGGCACGUUGCCCUGGCGGCGCGGCGGGUGCGCCGCGGGGCGGCGGGGCGGUCCGCAGGCGGCGUACUCGCUCCUCGUGCUGGCGCUCACCGCGCUCGCCGCGUGUUUCUUCGCGGCAUCCGCGCUGGGUUGCAGCGCCGAGGGAUGCCAGAGCACGGGCGGGCUGGCGCUGGCCACUGGCAGCUUGCUGGGCCUGCUGGCGCUGCGCCGCUUGGAGCAGUCGAGCGUCUUGGGUUCAUCGGAUGCCCUCCUAGUCGCCUACGCCCAGCGCCAGCAGAUCGUCGAGCCGUGGGCCAGAGCCAUGAGGGGCAGCGCUGCGCAGCUCGCCCUGCUCUGGGUCUGCAGCGCGGGCCUGCGCGGCAUCUCGCUGUGGAGGCGCAGCCCGGCGGCCCCCAUGGAGGCGGCCUCUGCGGGGGUCUUCGUCGCGGUGAGCUUUGUGUUUUUGGGCGUCGUCGACGGCAUCCUCCACGCCAGCUGUGCCCUUUCAAUGAUGAUCGACUCGUACGUGGCGCACUUUGACCAACAAUUCAAGCUCGAGCGAAGCGUGUACGAGUGGAACCUGCUGCAAGCGGUCCUGCGCAAGGUGUCCAAGGCGCUCGAGUGGAGCUUCGCCAUUGUCCAGAGCACGGCUCUGUCGCUCGUGCUGCAGGGGGUCGUCUCUCUGUACGGCGCGCACGCCGUGCACGCCGACGUGGACGACAUGACAUCGAUAGGCUCCGACGCGCUGCUGGUUGUGGCAGCGAUGCUCUCGUUCUUCAAGGCGGCGGCGGUUUCGGACAGGUGCAUGCGGAUGCCGGCGCUGAUCAAUUCCUUGAAUUUUGGGAGGGACGUCGACACCCAAAGGCACUACUUGGUAGAAUUUAUCAAUUAUAGUGCGGCGGGGUUCUAUGUGGGCGAACUUCGCCUGACAACCGCUAUGGCCGUGAAGCUCACCUACUUUGGCUGUGUUGUGGCAUUUGCUGGACUCAGCAACUUUUACUCCGCCGUCGACACGGAUGGGUAAGGUGAAGCGCAGUGGGGCUCUGCAACGGGGCAAGCGGGGGGGUCGGGGUGGUUUUAUCAUUGUCUGUUCAUGGCCUACGUUGCUUUGUAGACUGGCGCGAGCCCGCCUCCCCAGAGGACUUGACGAAAGAGGCUGGGAGAAACCUCGCACGCAUCUGUCGGGAAUGGAUGGUGGUCGAUGUUUCAAUAUUCGCUGCAAUCGCAAAACGGUUCCUACCGUCACUUCUGGUCAUGUUUACAGCGCGCAGCAGUUCGCAUCUCGACGCGUGGGGACUUGAGAUCGCUGUGCGACUACAAUACAUCUCGCGUCAGCGCCUGCAGUAGCUCGUGGUCAAUUCUGUCUUUGCGCCCACGAGAAUUAUAGUUGCAUGCCGCUGCGUUGUGUUCGCGCAGGAGGCUUGCUGUUCUCUUCCAAUCAUCCUCUUCCCCGUCUUCCGCUCUUAUCCAACCCCGCUCCUCCAUGGCCUCGCCCCCCCCCAGGCGAUUACCCUGGUGAGCGCUCGGUUGCGUCAUCGCUGCUCCUCUUGCUCCUCUUGCUCUGCUCCUCGUUUUUUUAAAUGCUAUGAGUUCUUUAUUUAUUUAUACAUAUAUAUAUAUAUAUAUACAUAUAUAU
Messenger RNA from Prorocentrum cordatum, 3241 nucleotides. NCBI's taxonomy places the organism in Eukaryota, Dinophyceae, Prorocentrales, Prorocentraceae. The record is from the annotation of a GenBank genome assembly.